Messenger RNA from Aspergillus fijiensis CBS 313.89, 825 nucleotides. RefSeq names its product RING finger protein. Bases 264 to 809 code for a protein of 181 amino acids. Lineage: Eukaryota; Fungi; Ascomycota; Eurotiomycetes; Eurotiales; Aspergillaceae. Gene Ontology annotation, molecular function: zinc ion binding; ubiquitin protein ligase activity. The record is from RefSeq and is a predicted model, not a curated record. The transcript is spliced from 3 exons. Gene Ontology annotation, biological process: ubiquitin-dependent protein catabolic process.
CUCAGCAUGAUCACCCUGAUCUCCCCCUUCAUGCACCCCGUAUAUCACAUGAGAAUGAUGAGCAGUUCCCGGGGUCGGGUUGCUUCCCGAAUAUCAAGUUCUCCAGCCCCCAGAUCACUAUAUUAUUCAUUGUUGGCUCGUAAACCAGACAAUGAAUCGUACUUGACUUCUGUUGCGAGCUCCAGUUUUACGAUCAAGAUGAACGGCUGUGCUGCACGAAUACCUUCUCGUGCAAAAGGUCGUCGAAUGUCUGUUCACGAACCAUGUCACCGCCCUUCGUACAACGACCAGCCACCAGCAGCCCUCGCCCGCCGCCUUUGAGGGCUCCAGCCUGGGUCCACGCCGAGUAUGGAACCCUCCCGCCUAAGCAGGACGAACUUCCACUCUAUCUUUGUGUUCUCUACAUCAUCGUCCUGUCGAUAACAGUGUUCAUGCUGGUCAUCGUCAAACGCCGCUACGAGGCAGACUUUACACCCCCAAACACUGCUUUCGAGCCCAUCCUCCCGUACACGAGUCGCAACUCGGAGGAACGGCGACUGCUCUACUUCCAGCAGAGCGUGGUGAAGGAUCUCUACGGAGACUGGUGGGCUUCCAUCCAGACGGAGCGGAGCAGACUGAUGGGCUAUAACAGCCCUGCUAUCUGCCCCAUCUGCCUGGAAGUCGUCACCAAGAUGCAACUGAUCUACCUGCUCCCAUGCAGACAUGUCUUCCACGAUCGCUGUCUGGAUGGCUGGGUUAUGAGUGGCAGGAACACAUGCCCGCUGUGUCUGGAUAUCAUGGCGAGGCCCGGGAGGAAAGAAAUUGUGUAAAUAGGUGGAUGUAUAA